This is a messenger RNA of Cryptococcus amylolentus CBS 6039, 724 nucleotides long. Its product is annotated as translation elongation factor IF5A, variant. NCBI's taxonomy places the organism in Eukaryota, Fungi, Basidiomycota, Tremellomycetes, Tremellales, Cryptococcaceae. Gene Ontology annotation, molecular function: translation elongation factor activity; ribosome binding; RNA binding. Gene Ontology annotation, biological process: positive regulation of translational elongation; positive regulation of translational termination. The transcript has 5 exons. Bases 107 to 460 code for a protein of 117 amino acids. The record is from RefSeq and is a predicted model, not a curated record.
CCCGCGAUACACCGAUACAUCCCUACCAUCAUUUUUCGCACACUCCAACUCUUGCCUUCACAUCACCUCCCCUACCCAGCCCCACCGAGUCUCUCAUUCCUCAGAAAUGGAUGAAAUUCAAGAACAAGACUUCGAGUCUGCCCAGAGCACCGCCGACGGAACCCUCCUCAUGCAGUGUUCUGCUCUCCAGCAAGGCGAUUAUGUCGCCAUUCAAGGGAGGCCCUGCAAGAUCAUUGAGGUGUCUACCUCUCAGCCCGACGAGAAUGGUGAAACUGAGGUUCAUCUCGUUGCUAUCGACAUCUUCACUGGCAAAACACUUGAAGCAACCUCUCUCUCAAACGAGACCAUGGAGUCCCCCAUCGUCACUCGUCAAGAUUAUCAGAUCUUGGAUACGGAUGUGAGUGGGGGAGGAAAGGAAGAACACAUAGAAAGUAAAGUCGCUGAUUGCCAACAAGUCUGACGACGGUUACUUGAUUUUGAGGGAUUCUAAAGGCGGUGAUAGGCAAGACAUCAGGAUUCCUGCCGGUGAUCUUGGCCAGCAGAUCAUUGAGAAAGAGGGCAAGGACCUCAUUGUCACCGUUCUUGGCGCCAUGGGAGAGGAACAAGUGAUGUCUUAUCGCGAGGGAAAGGUUUAGCCCAUCUGCUUGCUUUCUUAGCGCAGUAUGGAAUUUUUAUGGUGCUUGUACAUAGGCAUGAUGCAUGACUGAAUACCAUGUUCUGAAAA